AUGCCGCUCCAUCUGUUAGGGAAGAAGUCAUGGAACGUCUACAAUCCGGCCAACAUCGAGCGCGUCCGCCGUGAUGAGGCUGCUGCGCAGGCUCGCGAGGAGGAGGCCGAGCGUCGAAUGGACGAAUAUGAUGCGGCACGCCGGCUGGCAAUACUACGCGGCGAAAAGCCCCCCUCGCCACCACCAGAUCUCGAAGAUGGACAGAAACCGCACCGUGAGGGCUCAAGCAAAGGGCCCAAGCGCAGGAAACUGGGAGGGGAAGAUGAUACGGACCGGGAUAUACGAGUGGCACGGGAAACAGCGGAGCAAGGCCGAGACGCGCGAGAACAGCUAGUCAAGCGCAAUGAAGGCAAAAAGGCCAGUGACGCGCCUCUCAUGGACCGUAGCGGGCACAUCGAUCUAUUCCCAGUGGACCACAAGGUUAUGCGUAAAGCAGAGAAAAAUGCCGACCGCGAGGCAGAAGAGGCAAAGAAGAAACAGGCGUUGGAGGAUCAGUACACCAUGCGCUUUGCCAAUGCUGCUGGCAGGGACGGCCUGAGUAAGCCGUGGUACGCCAAUGCCUCGAAAGGCUCCGAGCGAGAACCACGUCCAGGUGCUACGGAAGUGCUCGAAGAGCCAGGUAAAAACGUUUGGGGCAAUGAGGAUCCGCGCCGUAAAGAUCGCGAAAGGACGCGCAUGGAGGCUAGUGACCCGCUGGCAUUCAUGAAGCAAGCGCAAGGGCAACUCAAGGAAGCAGAACGAGAUCGGAAGCGCUGGCUAGCUGAGCGGCAACAAGAAAUGCUUGCUAUGGACGCUGCGGCGCAGAGAGAGCGUCGUUCAGAGCACAAGAGUAAGAACUCGUCCCGAAGAGGUCACGAUCCAGAUGACAUGGAUGAGUUAGAAGGAUUUAGUCUGGACGCGCCCCGCAAGGAAAAGAAGCCACGGCAUGAGAGGUCUCAUCAAUCCAGAUCAGUGAGGCACCACAAGAGCCACAGACAUCACCAAAGCAGAAGCAGAAGCAGAAGCAGGAGUCGAGACAGAGAUCGACGCAGGCCGCACCGAGGCAGGAGUAGAAGCAGAAGUCCCGAUGGGGGGAAGUCCAGGUCACAUCACAGCUCGAGAAAGCCUAGCCUCCGUGAGCAUCGGCAUGACCGGGAUCAUCGCCAUCCAAGCAGACGUAAAGGCACGCGUGAUGAGUAG
Messenger RNA from Diplodia corticola, 1179 nucleotides. RefSeq names its product homocitrate synthase. Bases 1 to 1179 code for a protein of 392 amino acids. NCBI's taxonomy places the organism in Eukaryota, Fungi, Ascomycota, Dothideomycetes, Botryosphaeriales, Botryosphaeriaceae. The record is from RefSeq and is a predicted model, not a curated record. The transcript has a single exon.